Microdochium trichocladiopsis is the source of this 713-nucleotide messenger RNA. RefSeq lists its product as uncharacterized. The coding region runs from base 214 to 444 and encodes 76 amino acids. The record is from RefSeq and is a predicted model, not a curated record. NCBI's taxonomy places the organism in Eukaryota, Fungi, Ascomycota, Sordariomycetes, Xylariales, Microdochiaceae. The transcript is spliced from 2 exons.
CCCACUCCCUUUGAACCCGGCACGUUUGGAAGAGGCCACACUCUGGACGUGGCUCGCACUCAUCCCCUUAUUCCUCUCCCGCCUGUUUUACCUCAUAUUUUCUCUUCGCCUCGACCCCGGACUCCUCAAGGUAGUGCAUGUCACUUUGGCACGUCGCAGACAUUAAACACACCCGUUAAGCACCUUUUGUCUACUGCGGGGAAGGAAAAAGUUAUGAACGGGUUCGUUCAGGUGCUCGAGCAGCUCCGCGGGGCCGCUGUGCUGAGGCAUCAGGUUUCGGACACCGCCAGUCAUGACGGUCAGCGGCCGGAGGUACUGAACAAGAGCCGUCAGUUUUUGAUGAGGGCGGCAAACCGGAUCUUUUCCGAGAGACAGCUCUGGGCCGUGGAGGUCUGCUACCACUUGCUCGGCUAUCACACAGACUUUACCAACGUGCCGUACUAGUCGUUCACCAACCUCACGGCACUCUACUGGACAAAUCUUCCGGCGAUGGGCGCACCUUCGUUGCCAGGCCGGCGUACAAACAGACGCGGAGGAGCCUGAUGAGACGGUACAACUUAGGGGAGGCGGUCGGACGCUGCUGUACUUGGAUGCCUAUGCCUAUAGAGGGCCGAUUCUGAGAGAUGUUUGUCUCUACGAUUACAUGUCUAUGAUUAACCUGGUGCGUCGUGGUGACAGAGCCGAGGACGAGACCAACAUAGCUCUUGAGGGGC